ACAAUUUCAUGCAUGAAUCAUGAAAAUCAUAAAAUGCUGAAAUUUCAAAAAGUUUCUCAUCAAUUCGUAUGAAUUGCUCAUUUCUUUGCUAUUUUUGCUUGAGCUUAGUAAAGGCAGAGACUUAUAUAUAGCAAAGAAUUUUCCAAGCAGAAAUGAAUAUACAGACAUACAUUCAUUCAUUUUUUUGAAGACAAUUUUAUAAUCAUGAGUUCAACAACCGUCCUUGAAGCAUUUCCAAAGUUAACGCUUGACCAACAAGCAGCACCAGAGUCGAACAACGAAAACCAGGAAUUUUCAUUUUCCAAAAGCGUCUUUAAUGGUCAUUCUACAAGAGUACCUGAUGACGAGAAGCUUGUUGUGAAAGAGAACGAUGGUACCUUAACAAAGUAUUCUGUUCCUAAAGACUAUGAAUACGCAGACUUGCUUCCCUCAUUCCCAGAUACCAAGGACAAGCCUCUUGAUGAAGUCGAAUAUCACGAUCGCGGACUCCAUGCUGAUCCAAGUUUUUCCAACCUAUUCCGAGAUGUUACAAAGAUCGAGCAUCUUGGAAGAGACCUGGGAACUGUCUUGCACGGAGUUCAGCUGAGUCAACUAACUGACGUACAGAAGGAUGAGUUGGCGAGACUCAUGGCAGAACGAGGAGUCGUUUACUUCCCCGAUCAAAAACAAUCCAUUGAGGAAUUUGAAUCGUUGGGUUUGUAUUAUGGUACACCUCAUAUUCACGGUGCUAAUGCGAUUCCAAGAAAUGAUCGCUGGAAAAACUUUCAUGUUGUGUAUACCGACGAUAAAAACCAAUCGGACACGGUCCAAAACGUCCCUCAAAUUAGACAAAUUCACACAGACGUUAGUUUUGAAGAACAACCUACAGCACAAACUUUCUUCAAGGCUCUAAAAAUCCCCAGCCAGGGUGGCGAUACCGUGUUUUAUUCAGGAUACGCUGCUUAUGAGACGCUUUCCGAACCCUUAAAGAAAUACUUGGAAGGUUUAACAUUGGUACACUCUGGUGUCGAGCAGGCAGAGAUGAGACGCAAAGCAGGACAUGCUACUCGCCGAGAGGGAAUUCUGAACGCUCAUCCAAUUGUCCGUACCCAUCCAGUAACGGGAUGGAAGUCUUUAUACGUUAGUCCUUCUUUCAGUCGGUACAUUCCUGAAGUGCCUAGAGCGGAGUCUGAUGCGAUUUUGGACUUUUUGUACCAACAUAUAGCAACUUUGUCUGCUUCUUCAGUCAAAAUUCGAUGGGCUGAAAACGGUGUGGUUGCAUGGGACAAUCGUGUAGUCGUUCACCGUGCAACAUAUGAUCAUUACCCCCAAACCCGUCAUUUCAUUCGUAUUGCAGCCCGUGGUGAGAAACCCUUUUUGGACAAGAACAGCCGUCAGCGCAAAGACGUGCUUUCGGAAUCAAAGUAACGCACUAGGCGUUUAAUGACAAUAAUAACCAACUUCCAAAUAUAUUCUAUUCAAA
Molecule: messenger RNA, 1462 nt
Organism: Schizosaccharomyces octosporus yFS286
Lineage: Eukaryota; Fungi; Ascomycota; Schizosaccharomycetes; Schizosaccharomycetales; Schizosaccharomycetaceae
Product: alpha-ketoglutarate-dependent sulfonate dioxygenase
Exons: 1
Coding region: 205-1407 (400 amino acids)
Cellular component (GO): cytoplasm
Molecular function (GO): 2-oxoglutarate-dependent dioxygenase activity
Source: RefSeq, a predicted model, not a curated record